Messenger RNA from Maniola jurtina (meadow brown), 3314 nucleotides. It is a transcript of the gene hfp, whose product is annotated as poly(U)-binding-splicing factor half pint. Gene Ontology annotation, biological process: regulation of alternative mRNA splicing, via spliceosome; alternative mRNA splicing, via spliceosome; mRNA splice site recognition. The transcript is spliced from 3 exons. Gene Ontology annotation, molecular function: RNA binding. The record is from RefSeq and is a predicted model, not a curated record. The coding region runs from base 678 to 2405 and encodes 575 amino acids. Gene Ontology annotation, cellular component: catalytic step 2 spliceosome; precatalytic spliceosome. Lineage: Eukaryota; Metazoa; Arthropoda; Insecta; Lepidoptera; Nymphalidae.
ACUUCAAUAUCAUAUCGUGUCCGUUUGUGAGGUGACGCGCGAAUGUGCUGCCGCGGCUCCGUUAAUUUAAGAGAUAUUCAAAACAACCGCGAGUAGAGCCUUGCUUGUUCAGAGUUCCGUACGCCAUUGUGUUUGGCCUCAGCUCAGUUACAGUGCCGUGGCUUCUCCCACCGGUGGGCAAGGAGCAUUCGUAUUUACCUGUACACCUACUACGAGCUAGUGUAGGAAUUAAAUGUAAAAAUAUGUUGAUAAGUACAUCCUUCUUAUCGAUAAAUAAAUACAAAAUAGUUAACAGCUUUAUUAUAAAAUAGGGAAUGUCAUAAUAUAUUCUUCAUUGUUUGCUGAAAGGACAACAUUGACAACAGACAUUUUCCCCAUUCUUGCAUUGAGGUGCAGGAUAUACCCAUAGGUAUUUGCUCCAAAAUGUCAGAGUACCGAAGCUCUGCAUUUUGCACAAACAGCCAAGUUUAUAUCUGCGAAAUCGACGUGCGGCUGAGAUUCCUACUGCAAAAAGUUUUAAUAAUAAUUGCUGAACAGUUUUUCAUGAAUCAUAACUUGUCGAAAUAAAAUAAAAAUCGGUUAAACUCACUGUUGAAUACAGAAAAUAAGUGGAAAAUAAGCAAAAUAAAAUUGUAGAUGUUGCAGUGGAACGCCGAAUAUGAAUUUGCGCUGUCGGAAUGUGUGAGCGAGAGGGCCGCGGCAGAGUGUGCGAGGAGCGCAGCGCGUGCCGCCGCCGCCUCGCUCUGACGGGUUCGUGUGUUGCAGGGGGCUUCCUGGCGGCGCCGAUCUACGACCUGCAGCAGGUGGGCGAGGUGCACACGGGGCCGGGCGCCAAGUGGUCGACGCUGGCGGGGCUGCUGGGCGGCAGCGGCACGCGGCUGACGGCCGAGGCGGCGGACGCGGUCAACCGCGCUAAGAAGUACGCCAUGGAGCAGAGCAUCAAGAUGGUGCUGAUGAAGCAGACGCUGGCGCACCAGCAGCAGCAGAUGGCCACGCAGCGUACGCAGGUGCAGCGCCAGCAGGCGCUCGCGCUCAUGUGCAGGGUGUACGUGGGCUCCAUCUCGUUCGAGCUGAAGGAGGACACCAUCCGCCAGGCCUUCCUGCCCUUCGGCCCCAUCAAGUCCAUCAACAUGUCGUGGGACCCGGUGACGCAGAAGCACAAGGGCUUCGCGUUCGUGGAGUACGAGAUCCCCGAGGCGGCGCAGCUGAGCCUGGAGCAGAUGAACGGCGUGAUGCUGGGCGGGCGCAACAUCAAGGUGGUGGGGCGGCCGUCCAACAUGCCGCAGGCGCAGGCCGUCAUCGACGAGAUCCAGGAGGAGGCCAAGCAGUACAACCGCAUCUACGUGGCGUCCGUGCACCCCGAGCUGACGGAGGACGACAUCAAGAACGUGUUCGAGGCCUUCGGCGCCAUCACGUACUGCCGCCUGGCGCACGGCGCCAGCCAGACCAAGCACAAGGGCUACGGCUUCCUGGAGUACGCCACGCUGCCGGCGGCGCUCGAGGCCAUCGCGUCCAUGAACCUGUUCGACCUGGGCGGCCAGUACCUGCGCGUCGGCCGCGCCAUCACGCCGCCCAACGCGCUGGCCGGCCCGCCGCAGGCCGGCGUCAUGCCCACGGCCGCGGCCGUGGCGGCGGCGGCGGCCACGGCCAAGAUCCAGGCCAUGGACGCCGUGGCCAGCAACGCCGUGGCGCUCGGCCUCACCAAGCUGUCGGCGCUGGGCGUGCCGCCCGCCGCCGCGCUGCCGUCGCUGGCCGCCGCGCUGCCGCUGCCGCUGCCGGUCACGCUGCCGGGCGCGCUGCCGGUGGCGCUGCCCGGCGCCGUGCCGCCGCUGCCCGUGGUGCUGCCGCCCGCGCUGCCGGCCGCGCUGCCGCCCGUGGCGCUGCCCGUCAUCCCGCCGCCCGGCGUGGUGAUCCCGCGCGCGGCGCCGCCCGAGCCCGCGGCCGUGGCGGCGGCGGCGGCGGAAGGGCUCGGCCAGCAGGCGGCGCUGCAGCGCAAGCUGCUGGACAGCUCGCCCGACACGCUGCAGCAGCAGGAGUCGCUGUCCAUCUCGGGGCAGUCGGCGCGCCACCUCGUGAUGCAGCGGCUGAUGCGGCGGCGCGCGUCGCGCACGCUGCUGCUGCGCAACAUGGUGGCGGCGGACGAGGUGGACGAGGCGCUGCACCACGAGAUCCAGGAGGAGUGCAGCAAAUGGGGGCGCGUGGAGCGGCUCGUCAUCUACAACGAGCGCCAGAGCGAGGACGACGACCCGGCGCACGCCAGCGUCAAGAUCUUCGUGCAGUUCGCGGAGGCGGAGGAGGCGGCGGCGGCGGCGGCCGCGCUGCAGGGCCGCUACUUCGGCGGCCGCACCGUGCGCGCCGCGCUUUACGACCAGGACCUGUUCGACCACGGCGACCUGUCGGCGUAGCGCCCGCCGCGCCGCCGCCAGCCGUAGUGCGUCGCUGCCCCGCCCCAGCGACCCAUGCUUCCGGGACAACGACAAGUGUGCGCAGGGGAAUAUUACGAAUAAACAGAAACAUAAUGACAAAUAACACUCCUCUACGAAUGCGUCGCGCAGUCGUUUGAAAAGAAAUUAAACAACAAUGGGCAAAAUGCUCUUCAUCGCGAUGCGGCCACUUCUGGAACUUAUUUACAUCGAUGUAUCUAUGAACAAAAGUUGUUAUGAACCAAAUUCAUUCUUCCUUAUUGAAGAAGUCAUAGACAUUUUGUCUGUUUGUUCGCCAGAACAUAACUUAGUUCCAACUUCCGAUACCAGUUUCAAGUUUUAAAAUAAUAUCCUUUGAGCACACUUAUCGCCUCCACCCUGUAUACUCUAAGAUUUCAGACAACUAAAGCCGUUCUAAGUCGUCAAAUUUUAUUUUUAAAAAGGAUAAUGAGCAUGCAUGACUUAAAUGAAAUGAAGUGAGUUAAUGUGUUUUUAAUUAAAGGAUUUUAUUUAAAAAAAUAUAUGACAAAGGUGUAUCCUUAUAUAAUUAAUUAUCCUGUAUUAUAACGCGAUCAAGAUGUUUUUUCGCAUUUACACACCGAACACUAGAGCGAAAUUUACAUUACGAAAUUAGUGGCAUGAAAUUAGUUUCACGACAUUAAUUUCGUUAUCUAUUGCACGUUUAAAUAUCUUAUUUCGUAAUGCAUUCAUUAUGAAAUUAAACGUUUACACGAGCAUUCGAUAGUGAAAUUAAUGUCGUGAAACUAAUUUCGUGCCACUGAUUUCGUAAUGUAAAUUCCGCUUAGUAACCAUAAUUUUAUUUAUUGCGGAAACUUUUUAAUAUUUGUAAUACUUAUUUAUUAAAUGAUUAAAAUCUGGACAAAAUAUUUC